GUAUAUGCAUACAAAAAGAACAAGAAACAUUUUACAUAAUUCAAUUCUAAUUCUAUAUAUCGGGCAUUAGAGAAAUAAAUUUUUAAGUUUAAAUAAUUAUUCAAAUAAAAUUUUGAUUUCAUUUGUUAUUUGCUUAGUUAAUUUAUCUCAAUUUAUCCUGCUUUAUCUUAAGUAAGAUAGUAUUUGAGUAAUAAUGUAUUUCUUAACUUCCGCAUUAUGCGAUUGAAAUGAAAUGAAAUGUUUCCAAGGCAAAUAUUUCAUUGUAAAUGUAUUUCUUAUGCACGAAAAACAUUUGUCUCUUAUCUUCUAUCUUCUAUUAUUAUUUGAAAUAAUCUAAUAUUUCUUGAAUAAAUUAUUUGAAACUAAUCUAUUUCUCAAAUGAAAUGUUGGAAAUAAUUUGCAAAUAACUUUAUUGUCAAACAAAUUUCUUUGUCACUUUAUUUGGUCUAAUUAUUUGACUUGCUCGUUUAUUAUGUUCAUUUCAAGUAAAAACUGUUCAAUCCUGCAUUCAAACAUCUUUAUGUGAUUACAUAUGUGUAUUUGCAUAUUGUAUUUAUGUAGAACGGCUAUAAAAAGCAUGUAUUUUUCAAUGAAACAUUUCACUACCAAAUUACACGCACGCACACGCAUAUAUGAAGUCAUAUGAAAAUACAUACUACUACAUGAUAUGCAAUUUAAUAUAUUUAGACCUAAUUAAUCAGUAUAUAGUAAAUGCUACAAUAAAUAUAACAAUGCACAAAUGCUUUUUGUAGCCACUGUGUAUGAAAAUCAAAAGUGUGUUUACAUGUAUAUAGGGAAAUAUCUCGUUACUUUGUCCACUUUCAAAUAUAUAGUGUUUUGUUUCUUUUUUGAAUUGUAUUCAAUAUACAUACUUUACUAGUUUGAAAGAAAACAGAAAGAGUUGCCAGAAACUUGUAUCUCUUAUGUUGCAUUGUCUAAUUUAUUUCAUUCCUCUUUGUCAGUAAAAAUUAUAUUAAAAUAAAUUCACGUUAGAAUAUCUUUGUGUUUUUCUAAAAUGCGGUGAAACAUAAUCUACUGUUUAAAGUGAAACAUUGCAUUAUAACGUAAAUGUUCUUGCUUAUAGCUCAUAGAUUACGACAUAGAGUUGCUCUUUAUGGAUACAUUGCCGCACUAUAGGCAUCUAGACACAGUGAUGAAAACAAGUAUUGUUCGCACAGAUCAGCUUGAUGAAGACAAGUCGAAAAUGUAGAACCAAAUUGUUUCAUAGGGUGCUCGUUUUCUUUCGUUUCUGAGAAAAAUUCGUUUCUGAGAAAAUGAAAUUUGAAAAUUGAUCAAGUACGCGUGUGCCAGGCUUAUUCUACUAAAAAUGUUCUACAUUUUUCACUUAUUUCCGCGUGUGGAAUAACCUGCUGCUGUGCUAUCCAACUCGUGCCCAGUUGCUGAAUAAUGUGGCGGAUAAUGGAAUUGGCCGGAUGACAAAAGAUAACUUGCAACGUUGACUACUGAUAAAAACGGCCCCAAAUUAAGCGGCAAGUCGACAACGAAAUUGUAGUAGACUCACAGGGAUUGAAUUUAUUUCUGUACGCGAUGUGCAAUAACAAUAAGGAAAAUAAAAAUACAGUCUCCAGACAUAGGCCAAUCAAAGUCACAACAAUUGGAGAUGGUACUGUAGGCAAAACAUGUAUGCUUAUUACAUAUACAACAAAUGAAUUCCCUUCAGAAUAUGUGCCUACUGUCUUCGAUAACUAUGCAGGCUCAAUAUGUGUAGAUGGACAAGAAUUUGAUAUGACUUUAUGGGAUACUGCUGGUCAGGAAGAUUAUGAACGAAUCAGACCUUUAUCUUACCCAAAUACUGAUUGCUUCUUGAUCUGCUUUUCAGUAAAUUCUCGCACUUCUUAUGAAAAUGUUGCAAUCAAAUGGCAUCCAGAAAUUAAACAUCACUGUCCAAAUACACCUAUAGUGCUUGUUGGUACAAAAGGGGAUCUUAGAAAUCAAGAAAAUGUGGAUACAAUUACUUUCAAAGAAUGCAAAAAAAUGAAAAAGAAAGUAAAAGCUUAUAAAUAUGUCGAAUGUUCUGCUUUGAAAUGUGAAAACUUAGAGGAAGUUUUCACUGAAGCGAUUCGAGCAGUACUGAAAAAACCAUCAAGCAAACUUUGUUGUUCAUUUUGAAGCUUAACUUAUAAAAUAAUAUUUAUAAUUAAUUAAUAGGAAAUAUUGAUUUAUAGUAAUAUUAAUGGAUAAAAAUAUUAACUGUAAGAUCUUUGGACCCUACAGUUUUCCUACAUUUCCUCCAACAUUCAAAAUUUAAUAAAACGAUUAUAAAUAAUAUCAAACAACAAAUAAUUCAUAUUUUGUAAAUAUAUUAAUGCUGAUUACAGAAUCAAGUAGACUUCAUUGUACAUCUGUAUCAUAGAAUACCAUUAAUAAAAAGGAAUUUAUUUCAUCGA
Messenger RNA from Bombus huntii, 2408 nucleotides. Its product is annotated as ras-like GTP-binding protein RhoL. Gene Ontology annotation, molecular function: GTPase activity; GTP binding. NCBI's taxonomy places the organism in Eukaryota, Metazoa, Arthropoda, Insecta, Hymenoptera, Apidae. The record is from RefSeq and is a predicted model, not a curated record. The transcript has 6 exons. The coding region runs from base 1549 to 2130 and encodes 193 amino acids. Gene Ontology annotation, biological process: small GTPase-mediated signal transduction.